This is a messenger RNA of Poeciliopsis prolifica (blackstripe livebearer), 1155 nucleotides long. It is a transcript of the gene med7, whose product is annotated as mediator complex subunit 7. Gene Ontology annotation, molecular function: transcription coregulator activity. Bases 193 to 957 code for a protein of 254 amino acids. Gene Ontology annotation, biological process: regulation of transcription by RNA polymerase II. The transcript has 2 exons. Gene Ontology annotation, cellular component: mediator complex. The record is from RefSeq and is a predicted model, not a curated record. Lineage: Eukaryota; Metazoa; Chordata; Actinopteri; Cyprinodontiformes; Poeciliidae.
UCCAAUCCGCGCUCUGGAAACUGUCACGAGCUCAGUUCAGCCAAUAGGGUGUGAAUCGAAACGGCCGUUGUGCUCUGCUAGAAGCUAGGCAGCCUAGCUAGCUCGGGGCUAAUGAUCGAAAGAUAUUUUAGGUCGUUUAAAAUCUCUAUUCACCUCUCACACUACUGAGGAGUCGCUCGUAAGGUUGACAUCAUGGGUGAGCCGCAACAGGUCAGCGCCCUGCCUCCGCCGCCGACGCAGUACAUCAAAGAGUACACAGAUGAAAACAUCCGCAAAGGCCUGGCCCCCAAGCCACCGCCACCCAUCAGAGACCAUUAUAUGAUGUUUGGCAACCAGUUCCAGUGCGACGACCUCAUCAUCCGUCCCCUGGAGAGCCAGGGCAUCGAGAGGCUUCACCCUAUGCAGUUUGAUCACAAGCGGGAGCUCAAGAAACUGAACAUGUCCAUUCUUGUGAACUUCCUGGACUUGCUGGACAUCCUCAUAAAAAGCCCGGGCAGCCUAAAGCGGGAGGAGAAGCUGGAAGACAUAAAGCUUCUGUUUGUCCAUAUGCACCACCUGAUUAACGAGUACCGGCCCCACCAAGCCAGGGAGACGCUAAGGGUGAUGAUGGAGGUGCAGAAGAGGCAGAGGCUGGAAACGGCCGAAAGGUUCCAGAAACAUUUGGAAAGAGUGGUGGAAAUGAUCCAGGGGUGCCUCGCCUCCCUACCUGACGACUUGCCCCAGUCGGAGGGUCCAGAUGUCACAUGUAGCGGGACUAAGAGUUCGUCUGCGGGGCCCAGUUUUGGUUGUUCUUCUGGACAGGCCCCCAUGCUGAAAAGCGAACCAAUGGACGUGGAGGAAACGGGUUCCAGCUGCAUGGCAGCCGGCGUCCUGGACAAAAACACUACUAGCUUAAAAAGGGACAAAACAUGGGACAAGGACGCCGCCAUGUGUAGUAUAAUCGAUGAAAUAGCUUAAAAUAGACAGUUUGUUUUCUUGGUUUUUUUUGUACUCUGUAAUCAUAUCUUUACUUCUGCUGUGAGAUAUUUCUUGCAUCCUUAUUGCAUCCUUUAUUUGCAAAGAUCAUGUUCACUUAGAGAAUUUGAAUCUGUAGUUAACGUUCUUAGUUUCGAGGAUUAUUUUCUUGAGACUCAAUAAACCUCCAAAUGCUGUUCA